This is a messenger RNA of Lolium perenne, 1093 nucleotides long. RefSeq lists its product as uncharacterized. The record is from RefSeq and is a predicted model, not a curated record. NCBI's taxonomy places the organism in Eukaryota, Viridiplantae, Streptophyta, Magnoliopsida, Poales, Poaceae.
UAUGAUGUCGGAUUUGCCAGACCUAUUGCGAAGAUCCUGCGAUGCCGGACACCGUUGCCACCUCUGGUUGAACCCGAAUGCGCACUCAAACCCACCUCCGGUCUUCAGGGUACGAACCAUUAAGAACAGGUUUCUUGUUAACAGUGUUUUUGAGGAACAUCUCACGGCCCAUGGACUUCUACCAUUUUCUAAGCUGACAUCGAGCAAGGAGAAGUUCACGUUAGACCCAUCUCUUCUAUCGGCCCUUGUUGAUCGUUGGAGACCUGAAACCCACACCUUCCACUUAAGUUGUGGGGAGCUGACUCCUACGCUAAAAGAUGUUUCCAUGAUCACAGCCCUGCCAAUCAAGGGUACUCCUUUGGUCCCUGCCGCUUAUUCUAGUAUUUGGCCGACUGUGGUACAGGACCGUCUUGCCGUACCAGUUCCCUCUACCUCGCAUACAUCUAAUCCACGACGCGACUCAUCUCUACUUGAACGAUCACAGUCCGCACACAUAUCUCAACGCCAUGGUGCCACACAGGAGGACGAUCAUUUUCCGUCAUAUCCAUCUGGACAACGAUUCUCCUACACAGAAGGCGAAUACUCGCAAAGAUUCAACACUCAGGAAUCUGUUGACCCUACGUGGUCCAACAUGGGAGCUGGUUUAGGCCACAAUAUGCCUCCACUGCGUGGUCGUGACCACAUGCAAUCGCAAUACCCAACACAGGAAUCUUUAAUCCCGACAUGGCCCGAUAUGACGCAGCAACCACAAUACUACGGCAGCACUUCCCAACAACCUCGCAAUGAUGUUACCGGGAUAGUUGAAGAAUUCUUUGGAGGUGCUAUUUUCGGCACAGAUGCCAGUUUGAUUCCCCCAAAUCUGGAAUCUCCAUACAUAUUUCAGACUCCAUCGCCAGCAGAUGAGACACGUACAGAGGAUGAGGAAAAUCAGUAUGGCCGAGGUUUGCGUCCACCUCAUCCCCCUCGUCCCCGGUUGUCGCCUUCCGGUCCAAGGCCACGGCAGCAUCGUCGUCGUCGUCGUCAGGAAUGAUACAAAUCGACCUUACUUCUAUGUAUCAUAUAUUUAUCUAUGUAUGAGACAUUUUUCUAUGUA